This is a messenger RNA of Penicillium crustosum, 1377 nucleotides long. RefSeq lists its product as uncharacterized. The transcript has 5 exons. The record is from RefSeq and is a predicted model, not a curated record. Gene Ontology annotation, biological process: secondary metabolite biosynthetic process. Gene Ontology annotation, molecular function: FAD binding; monooxygenase activity. NCBI's taxonomy places the organism in Eukaryota, Fungi, Ascomycota, Eurotiomycetes, Eurotiales, Aspergillaceae. Bases 1 to 1377 code for a protein of 458 amino acids.
AUGGCCCCUCCAAUCUCCAUCAAAGAGCAAGAAGUCCGCUCUCCAUCAUGUCAACUAAAGAUCGUCAUCGUCGGCGCGGGCCUUGCGGGUCUUGGGUCUGCGAUCAGUUGUGCGCUCGCUGGACAUGAAGUCCAGGUCCUCGAAGCGACACGAGAAAUCAGAGAAGUCGGCGCUGGUAUCCAGAUUCUACCCAACAGCUCGCGUGUACUCCAACAUUGGGGUCUUGAAAAGGCUCUUACGCCACACAUGACGAUUCCUCGGGUCUGCAAUUUCCUGGGAUGGAAGGGCAAUCACAUUUCGUCCUUGGACUUCCACGCAUCGGAGAGUAACUACCCGGGAACUUGGUAUCGCGACUUCCACCGUGCGGAUUUACAACAAUGUCUGGUCAAAAGAGCGCUCGAGUUGGGGGUCAAUAUUACCUGCAAUGCUCGUGUAACGGAUGUGACCGUGAGCGAAGAUGGGACCACAGCUACUGCUACCGCAGCGGAUGGGAGGCAAUGGAUUGGAGAUCUUGUCAUUGGGGCGGAUGGAGUGUUUGGAAAAUUGACGGAGGGAUUACUGGGUCGAGUCGACCCUCCGGUGAAGACUGGAGAUCUCGCAUACCGCUUGCUGUUGUCAACGGAAGAGAUGCGGAAGGAUCCUGAUCUUGCGGAAUUGGUGACAGAUCCCCAGGUCAACUACUGGUUGGGUCCGGAUGCUCACGCAGUGAAUUAUGUCCUUCGAGGCGGAGAGCUGUUCAACAUGGUACUACUUGUCCCCGACGAUAUCCCAGAAGAAUCAUUGGCAUCGACCAUCGAAGGAAAUGUGGAAGAGAUGUGUGCUUUGUUCAAAGACUGGGAUCCUCGCAUCCCCAAACUCUUGAAGCUCUGUGAGUCUGUCCAGAAAUGGCGACUUUGUAUCCGAUUCGGAGACUUUGAUUGGACCCACCCAUCCGGGGCGUUUGUGAUGCUGGGCGAUGCAGUCCACGCUACAUUGCCGUACUUGGCCUCUGGUGCUGGAAUGUCCUUCGAGGAUGGAGCAGUUCUAGGCGAAUGCCUCUCUCGACUACCGAAUAGCCCCGGCAUCUCCAAGACCUCAGCCGAGUUCCUGACUGCAAAGCAACAAGCUCUUGCUAUCUUCCAAGAGUGUCGUAAGCAGCGAACGAAGAUGAUUGUCGAGCGGGGAAAUAUCCAACAGUAUCUUUAUCACCUCCAUGACGGCGAUGAACAGGAAGAAAGAGAUCGCAAGAUGCAGAUGGUUCCCACGCCCGAGGGAGAAGCAUUGGCUUGGCGAGAUCCCGGUUUGGCACCUAAAUUGCUGGGAUAUGACCACAUUGCAGACGUCGAUCGUCGGUGGGGCAAAUCAAUAGGAACUAGCGUCGUUGAGUCGAGACUAUAG